AAGACACUCGCUUUCGUUAACAGAUUUCUAACAAACUUAUGAUGCAGAAUCACUGCGCGGUGCCCAACUGCACUAGUGGCAAAUCCGAUCCUCAGCCGCUCUUCAGGUUCCCUCAUGAUCCAGAAAGGUGCAAAAAGUGGGUUGAAAAAUGCCAACGGCAAGAUCUCAUGGACAAAUCACCAGACCAGUUGUACAGAUACUACAGACUUUGUGGGAAACAUUUUGUUACAUCUUCUGCUGAUGGUGAUGCUCAGAGUACGGUGUUGAAGGAUGAUGCCAUUCCAACUAUCUUUGAUGCGCCAAGCCAACCUCAAAAUGGACAGGGGAAGCGCAGCAAAGAGAUGACCAAAGAUGAUGAAAAGGAGAAUAAGGGGAGAAAAAAAAUGAAAAAGUCUCAGACAGAGACAAAUAAAGAUGAUGCCCAGGCAAUCCCAGAGGAAGAGAAAUACAAAGAGUAUCUCAAAUCAUUAUUUGAAGUUCUUGUACUGUUGGGAGAGCAAAACAUUCCACCAAGAGGGCCUGGCGAUAAUAAACAGGACAGCCUUGGGUCAAGCAAUUUUCAGGCAUUGUUAGAUUAUCGCAUGAAUAAUGGAGAUGAGGUUCUAAAGAUGAAGUUCGAUGCGAACAAGGAAUACUGCUCAUCCACUCAGCUGAAUCAGUUGAUUGAGGUGUGUGAGAAAUGCAUCCGUGAAAAGCUCAAGGAGGAAGUUAAACAAAACGGCUUUUUCUCAUUAAUUACUGAUGAUUUGGUGAAGCUCUCAGGAGAAUGGUACAUCCCAGUCUUUCUCCGUUAUGUCGACCAGUCCAACUGUCAGCGGGAGAGGUUUGUUGGAUUCUUGUCCUUUGAAGGAGAUGAAGAUGCCCUGGCAGAGAAACUUCUUUCUGAAAUGACAGACGGAUGGGGCUUGAAUAUGGAACAGUGUAGAGGUCAAGCCCACUCCUGCUCUGGGACACAUUUUAGUAAAAUGAAAAAAUUUGCUGCCAAACUGAUGGAGAGGUAUCCAAAGGCAGUCCUUACACUAAGGUCUACCGAUACCUUGAACAUGUCACUGGUCAGUGGUAUGGCUUUGUCAGGCAUUCAGCUUGUCAUGUGUACCUUUAAGAAGGUUGAGUCAUUCUUGAGUCAGUCUCCUGAACUGUAUUUGGAGUUUGAGCAUGCCAUAUCGAUUUUCUACCCAGAGAAAGAGGAGAAAGCCAAUGAAUUGAAGGAAAUCUGUCGUACCACCUGGACCACACGGAAUGAUGCGUUUGAUGUGGCUGGGGAAAUCCUAGAGGCAUUGCUACUCUGUGUGGACAGCGUACAUGACAACGAGGACUUGAGGUGGAACGAUCAAGUCACACAUGACGCCUUAGAGAUUUCAAAAGCGCUCACUGAUUUUGAGUUCAUCAUGGCGCUGGUUGUCCUAAAGAACACUAUGACACUUACAAGGGCAUUGGGGAAGAACAUGCAAGGGAAAGCAACAGACGUGCAUUUUGCUGCAAACAGCUUAAAAGCUGUAUUGCACUCCCUGACAGAAGUGUCUGACAACCUCGACGUGUAUCAUGAGUUCUGGAACGACGAAGCUGUUAACAUUGCUGCUGCGCUGGACAUCCCAGUCAAGGUUCCUCGAUCAUUCUUAAGAAAACAUCAGUCAGAACUGGGAACCGUUCAGCCAGACAGUUACUACAAGGAGCACCUGUCUGUUCCUGUGGUGAACCAUAUCAUGAAAGAAGUGAAUGAACUCUUCUGUGAGAACCACCUGAAGGCUCUGAAAUGUCUGUCACUGGUGCCUUCCGUCAUAGAGCAGCACAAGUCCACUGAACCAGAUGAAGAAAACGUGCAAGUGUUUAAAGAUGACAUCCCUAACCUUGGAACCCUCUCCGCUGAGCUGCAUUGUUGGUGGGUCAAGUGGAGCAAAAAGGGCAAAGGUGAGACCUUUCCCUCUAGUCUCCAUGAAACGCUGCAGUUAGCUGACGUGAAGUUCUUCCCAAACAUGCUUGCAGUUUUGAGACUGAUCGGUAUCCUACCUACCUUGGCUCUGGAAGAUAGCUGUGAUGUUACACAUAAGCGCUUCAAGAUGUACACGCAGAACACGCCUGAUAAAUUCAAAUCAAAAAGUCUUGCUCUUUUGAACAUGAACUAUGAUGUUUGCUGUGAUCUGGAUUCAAUGGUUGAGGUCUACAUGAAGACAUACCCCGACAGAGAGGAGGUAGCAUAGUCAGUUGUGAUGUGGUAGUUAAACCUUCAGUCAGGGGAUCCACAGCUUUGUU
Scomber japonicus (chub mackerel) is the source of this 2250-nucleotide messenger RNA. RefSeq names its product THAP domain containing 12a (gene thap12a). The transcript has 5 exons. NCBI's taxonomy places the organism in Eukaryota, Metazoa, Chordata, Actinopteri, Scombriformes, Scombridae. The record is from RefSeq and is a predicted model, not a curated record. Bases 39 to 2198 code for a protein of 719 amino acids.